CCAGCUUUUCUUACCUGUGGCUCACGCUCACGCUCACUUCACCACUCACUGCUUCAUGGUGAUUCAGAAAUCCACCAGUACUAAUUCAUCUUAUGCGUAUCUUCUUUUCCAUCUUCCUUCUCAGCUGCUCUGCCUGCUCUACCUGCUCUACCUGCUCUACCUGCUCUUGCCCCUCUUGUGUUUAGCUUCACCAUUUACACAGCACCUCUCUCUCCACAAGCGACACUCGCCAUCAUGGAGUUUGGAAAGCCGUGGGAUGAAGAUCACGGUAAUUCAGAUGAUGAGUUUUGGAAGAAGCUCCGUGUAGAUAAAAAUGCGAUGAUGAGAUACGGUAUUUGCAUGUAUGGGUCAGGCAUCGUCAUGCACCUUUUGGGGUUUGUAGGGACUGGCCAGAAACCAACAGGGUUCAAUGUGGGAGGAGUCUUAGGAGGAUCAUUGGCUGCGACGUGGCAGUCGACAAUCGGCAACAUUCCCGCGGGUAGUCUGUUUUCGAGAUUGCAGAGCGCGGCAAUGGGCGGUACAUCUACUAAACAGCAUUUCAUCUGUGCUGGACUGGCCUUUACAUCAACAGAUGAGACUCCAAACGAAGGAAGGAAGGCGCCGGGUGAGGAAGAGUACAGUUAUUCUCGUAAGGAUGACGUCCAAGAGGUGGCUGCGGAAAUCUACCGUACAAUGGGAGCAUAUCGCAGGGGAACGAUCAUCUGCGAUGUUGACGGCGAGUACGUGAGGAUCAGGCGGAUUCUGUGA
Dothidotthia symphoricarpi CBS 119687 is the source of this 747-nucleotide messenger RNA. RefSeq lists its product as uncharacterized. The record is from RefSeq and is a predicted model, not a curated record. Gene Ontology annotation, cellular component: membrane. The transcript is spliced from 2 exons. Lineage: Eukaryota; Fungi; Ascomycota; Dothideomycetes; Pleosporales; Dothidotthiaceae. Bases 235 to 747 code for a protein of 170 amino acids.